UAUCUGUUUAGUAGUUCGUUUUAAUACAUCCAAAUUUAUAGUGACGUGGUUUACGUUUUGAUCAGGGAGGGAGAUGGGAGAUUCGAACUAGGUUCGAUCACUGUUUGCCUAUACCCCCCUCCUUCUUCAACUUCCCGCACCCGUUUCUCCACCUGCCCUCCAUCAUCAAACACUGAACAAAGAGAGUCUCCUCCGCUCUGCUUUCCCAGCUGUUGUGUUGUUAGGGUUUGGGCUGUGAGAAGAGAGGGACGUUUCUGUCCCGCCCCCACAAAUACACCAGACACUCCUAACAGGCGGCAGACGAGCAGGCUCUCCAUUCACUGCAGUGUGGCUGUGCUGUCUGAAGGAGAACUGCGUCUGUUCUUGGAAUAACGUUUGGGCUUCACGUAGGAUAUACUAGAGAAGCAAACUGGGAACGUGGGGACUGCAGCAACUAUCUACUUGAACAAGCCCUUAUCAUCAGAGUCAGCUCCUAGACAGUGGCGUGGUUGUCACUGGGACUCACAGGAUCCAAGUCAUCCACUAACUUCGAUCAUCCUUGCAGUCAACUUGUUACAUGGUACAAUGGUUCUGUGUGAGGAUGGCGAGUGCAGCGUCUGCCUCCUACCCUACUCGCGGAUGGACAGGAUCCCCCGGGUGCUCCACUGCAGACACACCUUCUGCGAGCCCUGCCUGGAGACGAUUUCUCAGGCCAGGGGCGGGCUGCUCACCGUGGGCUGCCCUUUGUGUCGCCGGGUGACCUGCAUAGGACACGGCCUCAGCCUGCAGGAAGCCCUGUGGGUCAACAGCAGUCUGUGGGAGCAGAUACAAGAGGACGUGGGCACAGAGGCCGAGGAAGAGGAAGAUGGACUGAAACAAGAAGCUGAGGAGGAAGGGAUGGAGUCUAAACAACAUCCCUCGUUGCAAGCAGAAUGCGCCUCCCCCAGCUCUGCCAGAACAAAGCUCAAACUGCCUGCGUUCUUCAGAAAGUUUAGUUUGACAAAGCAACACCCAGAGAGGAUUGUGCCUGGCAGUAAUGUGGAAAUGAAAUCCUGGCGCAGGCUUCCAACUGAAGAGAGUGUUUAAAAGCCGGAUCAACGAUGAUGUGACAGUUCCUCUCAGGAUAUUAUUUGCGGAUGGCAGGCGCCACUAGAAGACUCGACUCAACCUUGUCAGUGGAGGGAAAGUUGAGGCCGUUAGGGCUCGAGAAUCCAUUAGUGUUCCUGUCAAAACAUUGUUUUGUCCUCAGCCAAAGGUGCCCUGUCUCCCCAUUAUUGAUUCUCCCAGCUGGUGCUGUGGGAUUUGCUUCAGCUGUCCCAGUGGGACUCACACCCCGAGACCCCCUCCUAACAGAUGGGCUCCUGAGGACGGCCCCUUUUGCAUAGCCACUGCUGACCAUUGAAUAUAACUUAUUGUUUUGUUUUUUUUUUAAUUUAUGAUAGCUAGUUGAGAAAGUAUUUAAUAAAACUAUUUUUGAAAGGAA
Molecule: messenger RNA, 1462 nt
Organism: Sander lucioperca (pikeperch)
Lineage: Eukaryota; Metazoa; Chordata; Actinopteri; Perciformes; Percidae
Exons: 4
Coding region: 565-1065 (166 amino acids)
Biological process (GO): protein ubiquitination
Molecular function (GO): ubiquitin protein ligase activity
Source: RefSeq, a predicted model, not a curated record